Messenger RNA from Aedes albopictus (Asian tiger mosquito), 1009 nucleotides. It is a transcript of the gene CCAP, whose product is annotated as cardioactive peptide. NCBI's taxonomy places the organism in Eukaryota, Metazoa, Arthropoda, Insecta, Diptera, Culicidae. Bases 189 to 659 code for a protein of 156 amino acids. The transcript is spliced from 3 exons. The record is from RefSeq and is a predicted model, not a curated record.
CGAUUGUUCAUCCAACCACCCAUCCAUCGGACCGGUGCUGAUAAGAAACAAGUGAAAUUCGCGUGCUAAUCGCGGAAGAAUUGGAUUGUAGAACGCAACCGUUUGGAGGAAAUUUGCGCCAAGCUAAAGAAGAGCAGCCGCGCAACUGAUCCACCAGGACGUCGGGAAGAAAUACAACGACGACGACAAUGAUGAAUUCCUCCGCAGCCAUCUCCAUCCUGUUGGCGUUGGCUGUUGCGAUGCUCUGUUUGGCGCAUGUGAUAGAUGGCGGUGUUGUGGAUAGGGAGCCACGUGCCUACAAGCAGUACAACAACGAACCACCUCCAGCUAAACGACCGUUCUGCAACGCAUUCACCGGCUGCGGAAAAAAGCGGUCCAGUGUUGUGCCCGUUACGCCCGUUAACAUGCACCAUCGGCUGGCGCUCACUUCCGAACAGAACCGACCCAAGGUAACGGAAGGAUUCGACCCCAACGAGGACUCGCUGGCCAACUUGAUCGACCUGAACACGGAACCUGCUGUCGAGGAUCUUAUGAGGCAAAUCAUGUCCGAAGCCAAACUGUGGGAAGCCAUCCAGGAAGCUAACCGGGAGAUCUACCUCCAGAAGCAGGGCCAGAAAUCGGACGGGAACUCGUUUCCGGUUUCGUUCAGUACGCAGUGAGAUGGGGGGACCCGGGGGAAACAUUUUUUGAUUUAGGAUUUCGGUUAGGAUUAGUCUCUCUCACAUGUGUGAACUUUAAUAAUACUCCUUUUGAUUGGAACUAGCUUGAAUUACGACGAAGGGAAACGGUUGCUGUCCAGAAUCACCCUUGCUCCAAUGAAAAUCCUGUUGCCAAAGAUUACCGCCAUUCAUAUACAUAGUAAUGUGUCUAUUGUUCGCUUCAGAAUCGUGGAACACUUUUAAAAUUAAGGUCUCUCUCUGUAAAUAGUGCUCUGAUACGAAGUUUCAUAAAUUUCCAGUUGUCAUUCACUUGAGAUUGUUGCAAUAAAAUUUGAUUAUUAACAGUGUAA